This is a messenger RNA of Python bivittatus (Burmese python), 3679 nucleotides long. RefSeq names its product growth arrest specific 1 (gene GAS1). NCBI's taxonomy places the organism in Eukaryota, Metazoa, Chordata, Lepidosauria, Squamata, Pythonidae. The record is from RefSeq and is a predicted model, not a curated record. Gene Ontology annotation, biological process: regulation of cell cycle.
UGCGGCAAGCUCUUCAACGGGCUGCGCUGCACCGAGGAGUGCCGGGGCGUCAUCGAGGACAUGCUGGCCGUGCCCAAGGCGCUGCUGCUCAACGACUGCGUGUGCGACGGCCUGGAGCGGCCCAUCUGCGAGUCGGUCAAGGAGAACAUGGCUCGCCUGUGCUUCGGGGCCGACGCUCUGGGCCCCGGCAGCAGCGGCGCCUCGGACAGCGCCUCCGAGGACUACUACGAAGAGGACUACGAGGAGGAGCCCAGCCAGCCCACGAGAAAUUACUUCGACGACAUGGCCGCGGUCGCGGGCGGCGAGGCGGCUUUCCCACGGAAGCCCGGGGACGGCGGGACAGCCCCCGUGGCUGCCUGGACGCUGCUCUCGGUUGCCUCCAUGCUGCUGCUGCUGCUGCUGCUCUCGUAGCCUUGACUUGGGAGACGCUCCUGAGGGGCGCUGGGGGCCGCCUGGGCCGUUGAAGAGCUGGGAGAGGGAGGAAAGCUGGGCUGGGCUGGGCUGGGCUGGCCGCGCGGCGCUUGGCCUGUGGGGCGUCUCUGCUGGCUAGUGAGAGCUUCUGAGAGCUUCCCCGGCUCUUUCCUCACCGCGUGGCAGGGUAUCUCCCGAGCAACGUGGCAGCUUGCGAAGAGGAGUCCCCCGAAACAGGCCAGUAUCCUUGAGCGUCUUGGCUGGGCUUCCCUAGUUUCAUCGGUGGAGAGAAGCUCCGUGGCGCAAGUCCUCCGAGUUGGCCAGUCCCCUCGUGUGAAUCUUGGCCGGGACCUUGGUUUGCUCUGUGUUCCUAGUUGGGUAAAGAUCUGUCUCCCCUCGCUGUGGGCAUUUUCCUCUCCUCCCUUCACUUUUAAAAAUGAUGCUGAAAGGGAUGCUCCCAUUGUGUUAAAUUCCCUUUUUAAUUUAGGAAAAGGGAAUCUAGUACAAUUAUAAAGCUGUGGAAUUUGUUACUGGGCCCUUCAUUUACCCACACUUUUCUUUAGAAGUGUGUCCAGUUAGUGUCCAAAAUUAGUAUGCUUUGGAAUUCAGCUGUAGGUUUUACAUAUAUUGCACAUGAGAUAUUUUAUGAGAUAAUAAGAAACGUCUUGAUUAUGCAUGUCAGGGGUGUAGAUUAUGCAGUGUUUAUUUUGCUGUGUGCACAGACAUCACCACUUGCAGCUGCCCAAUUUGUACAUGCAGCUAAGUGUGGCUACUUUCUUCCCACCCUGUAGGCAUCCAACUAGGAAAAACACAGUAUGCGUGACAUACCUGUACAUGUGCACUAUGCAAAUUGUUGCCGUUUGGCAAAGGAGUUUAAAGAACACUGUAAGCAGAUUGUCUCAUGGUUAAAGCCAACUUGAAAACAAUAAAUGUACCAAUGACUGCUUUUUCCCCAAGCUGUCCACAUGAAGGUAGGAAGGUUUCCUUAGAAUGCUUCCAAAACUGCUGCUUUGCAUAACCAUUCAACAAGCUGAAGUAACGCCUACCACCCACUGUCCUGUGUUAACAUUCACAGAAUUCAUAAUGAUGCUUGAAGAUGCAGUUUUGAUUCUUUUUAAUUGGAUAGGUGUGCAGGCACAGAGGGAAGAGGUUUCAGAGUUGUUUUGAAGAUUCAUCUGUGGUAUGUUUAGGACUUUUUUGCAGAAUGAAGUAUGAUAAUUGCAUGUACUUUGUUACGUUUGAUGAUUACAUGUACUUCGGUUUUACUUUCUUGGGGCAUUUCCUUGGAAGCUUUAAUUAGCGAUGGCUCCCAAGCUUUGUGGGCAAGUAGUAAAGAUACAUACAUCUCUACAUCCCAGUGAUGAUACACGAGUUCAUUCUAGAUGCCUGUGCUGAUACCUAGGUUCGUUCUGUUUUUAUUUUUUUUCCCUAUAGUAAUGGUUUCUCUCCCUGUCCAGUGUUUGUGGUGGUUCUUGCAUCACUUAGAAUUGCAAUACAAAAGUUCACCAGCAAAUCUCUCUUGCCUCAGCCUAGGAGAAAAAAAUGCUGAACUGUUGGCUAUUGAACAAUGCAACCUUUGUCUCUAAAGAGCUCUGCACUGCCAUCUUCAAAAGAUACUUUUAAAACUCAAUAUGUAAAAAUAUCCUGAAAAGUUAUAUUGCCUCUAAUCCUAUCAGGGGACUGACCCCUGGUAAAUUUUAUAUAAAAUGUAUUUAAAACUGGUUUUGUUACCAGCUGUUCUCACUUGUAUAUAGAAUUUUAUAAAUUGUAUACUUUGGGAAUAAUUUAUUUUUUAAGAAAUUAAAGUUUUAAAUGUGCCCCACCUGGAAAAAAUAAUACAUCUGUUAUUCUUUUAUUGUAAAGUGACAGAUAUAAUUUGGAAUGUUAAGGAAUACAAGCAACAGUAAUUCCCUAGAUGAAUUAAAUGUACAGAGCUUUUUCAAAUAGAUCUGAAGUUAACUUCUGUAUUGUUUGAGGGACUUAUGAAUUUUGUAGAAUUGUAUAAAUGUUUCUCUGAACUUCCUUGAACAUUGUAUUUUUAUAGAAUGUGUGAAAAGGCCCUAUGUUUUAAAUAUCUAUUGAUUGUGUAUUUUUAUGUGUAAAUUAGUAAAGAGAGAUUUUUAAAGAAGAGUUAUGGUAAAGUUGUUUUUGAGACAUUACACUGCUCUAGAGACCACUCCAAAUAGGAACAGAGUGGAAUAUAAAUGGAAAUAGUUGUGAAAUAAAUUCAUGGGAUUCAGUAGUAUUGCUCUGAAUGUGAGCAAGUGGAGAGCUUGCCAGCUGUAUCUUAAGUAGUUGUUGGUAAUGGCUUGCCUUCAAAAGUAUCUCCUUUCAGUAAAAAUGAUACAGAUAUGAAUUAUGUUAGCAUAGCAACAGGUUGGUGUAUGAUUGGGGACAAUUCCAAUUCUGAUUUUUGUAUUUCCAUAGAAGCACAGUGUUAUGUCCCAGCUUUCUCAUUGAAAUACAGAAUUUUUGUGGGUGGCAAUUCAUAGGAAGGCCUCUGUUUUUAGAUAAGUACCAAACCCAUAGUCAACUAUGUAAAGAGCAACACAUUUAGAAUAAUGUUGCUGAAUUAGAACCACUUUGCAAACCGGCUCACCUUCUUUUCAUGCAGAAGAGAGCAGAUAGAAUGAAGCAUCUGUGACCAACAAUGACAAGCCCGUGUCUUACACUGCCCUUAGCAGUUGUUUUGCAGCCCUCUGAAGGCUGGUUUUCUGCCAGAGCUACUGAUCUACACUCAAACACCCUUAGAUAAAUAAUUACGCUCUUAAGCUGUCUCGAGUGCUGAUACACUUGACCUUGUAAAUAGAAAUGUUUGCAGUAAGAAUAAACUCUCAGCAUUUGAAAAUCUUUUAAACAUUAACACAAAAGAGAGAGCUUGGUCCUCGGGGGGAUUGAGUUUGAACUGUGCCAAGCUAGGCACUUGCUUAAAAAAAAGAGUUUAUUUAUCUUGUAUCCCUGCUGUUUAUUUAAAACCUCUUUUUCAAUGCUGUGAUUGGAAGACAAGUCAGAAGAUUAAAAGCUGUAACAAAUAAACCUUGACUGCGGAGGAAGAAAGAUCAGUAGGAGCUGUUAUGCUUUCUUAGAUAACAUUUUUUUGGUGUGUGAAAACCAUCAGACCUAAUUGUUGUUAGAAGCAUUUAACAAAACUGUAAAUUUAGUAUCUGCUGUUUCCACCACAAUGCACUAUAUCAUUCACCAUUUUCUUUAGAAUAUUGCUGUUUUUCAUUAGUCCAUUGAAACUGACAUUAAAAUAAACAGCUCCACU